AUGCGUCACAGUGCAUUAGCUGGUUCUUUUGCUGCUCUUGCCGGUCUAUUGGGUAAACUUGGAGCCGAUGGGGAAUCGAGUCCACUGGAGCUUUUCAAGCUACAGUGUCAGUCGUCGUCGCUGAUUGAGUCGUGCAGUUUAUUGAGUUCAUUCGUGCGCGUCUUUUGUCUGGUUCUAAUGCUUUGUGCCAAUAGCCUAAUGGUCGGCUGCUUCGUCAAGGGCAUUCAUGAGACGGAUUCGCUCACAGCAACUGUCACGAGUGCAGCGGUAAAUUUUAUGCUCUCGGCUGCUGGUGGUUUAGUGUUCUUCCAGGAAAAUCUAUCACCUCGGUGGUUCCUAGGAGCAUUUGUGAUUCUUGUGGGAAUGACGCUUUUAUUGCAUGGAAACGCCCCUGUAUCUGAGAAGAACAACAAUAAGACAAAGGAAGAAUAG
Molecule: messenger RNA, 432 nt
Organism: Peronospora belbahrii
Lineage: Eukaryota; Oomycota; Peronosporomycetes; Peronosporales; Peronosporaceae
Source: the annotation of a GenBank genome assembly